Molecule: messenger RNA, 1373 nt
Organism: Vitrella brassicaformis
Lineage: Eukaryota; Vitrellaceae
Source: the annotation of a GenBank genome assembly
AGCAUCUCCAGUGGGCGAAACCGCCGGACAGCUCUGAGUGACGUUGGAGCUUCUCCGCUAAGGUGGGGCCACGAUUCCAUUACGCUUCCACCGAGCCUUCAUUCGUUGAGGGAGCUGUCGAGCCGUGUUGACCAAGGAGCGCCUCAGUAUGCCGUUGGUUCUGACAGUGGGCCAAGCAGUAGACAGACUCUGGGAGAAGAAGGGAUCCCUUGGCAUCAGGUCCUCCAGAGUGAAGACAAAGACCACCCUUCUCGGCCUCGUCGAAAGCGGCUACGAGUCAUUGCGAAAAAGUGGAUUCGGCCCCUAUUUGAGAGAACACCGUGAUGAGUUUGGGGGUGUCAUCAAGGAUAUCCCUUCCGAUGACAAUGCAACCGAGAAAAGGCAAGCAAGCUCCAAGAGGCAGCUUCUACGUCGUCGCAUUGUAUCGGCUUUCUUGGAGCUUCAAAUCAUGCUGAUCGGCCUCGCUGUGUGUAGCUUCACUAUCAAGGCCUACUACAACAUCACAGAAGCCAAUAGGAUCAGCGCCCAAUGGCUCAUGUAUGUGUUUCGUGUCUGCCGUGGGUCUGUUCAUUGCAGCAGCAUUAAUUCUUGCAGUUAACUCUUCAUGUAUGCGCGUACACCAGUUUGCUGAGGACGAGGGUGGGGAGGACGAUGGAGAUGAAGAAGAUGCAUAGCCUUACUCAUCCUACUAUACAAAGUACCUCUAUCUGUGUACAUGUUCGUAAAAUGAAUUGUGACGGUGAGACGAUAUCGAAUUCUAAUGUGUAUGAAGGAGAAAGAAAAGCAAAGCAUCCAGAAUCACACCCUGUUUUGGCUCCUCUCCAAUCGAAUGACCACGUCACAAACCUGACCACAAGAUUACCAUGUCAGGGUCAAUUUGCAAAGGAGUUUGGACCAAGAAUGAAGCCCAAUCAUUAGGCGGAAAAAUGCAUCUCGUUGGCACUAGAGUGGGUGAGGUCGCUUGAGCGUCGUGGGUGGAACGUCGGCAUGAUCAUUGAGACCGAGUGGAGCGGACAGAGGCCCCAGAAAAAACGAACGCAUUAUCGUCGAAAAACUGGUCAGUUCCGGUCUUCUCUUCGCCUAUUUCUGUGUAUGUCUUUCUCUGAGUGUAUCAUGCAGGCCGGUUUGGGCAUCCAUGUGCGAGGGUCGUCAUCGUAUCACACCCACAACCAGCAGCCGCCCCCACCUCCCCCCGACUUCACCGCUGGCAGCGACCCGUUCGCGUCAUGAGUUAGUGAUGGCUCAGGGAUAUGAGAGGCUGGUUUGUGGCCACGAGAAGCGGCCGCUCCGUGAGAAGGAUGGGCAUCUUCAGUUGGACCGCCGUUCAUGCCCGGCCACACUCCCAACAUCCCCUAAGCCUCCUCCAUUUCCCC